Messenger RNA from Orussus abietinus, 1509 nucleotides. RefSeq lists its product as uncharacterized. Gene Ontology annotation, molecular function: N-acetyltransferase activity. NCBI's taxonomy places the organism in Eukaryota, Metazoa, Arthropoda, Insecta, Hymenoptera, Orussidae. Bases 257 to 1021 code for a protein of 254 amino acids. The record is from RefSeq and is a predicted model, not a curated record. The transcript has 6 exons.
UCAUCUCUUUAACGCUCUACUAUACACGUUGCAUGUCCAAAAAUAUAAAAGACAUUCGUGGAGGAACCGCUUUGGUGUAACGAGCCGAUAAAAACACAUUGUUCACUGAACUUAUUAAUUUCUGUAAACUGUGCACGCUACGUACAGUCAUCGUCAUGUACCCAGAAAUAGAGAGAGAAAAAUAUUACAACAGUGUUAAUAUAAAACAGACUAUACGAUUCAUAUUAAUGAAUAUGUCUGUAUAAUUUAUGACGCGAUGACAAAUAACGCAUCCGAGGAAUUAUCCUUAUCAUGGAAGCGUCCAGCAGGACCGCUAAAAGUCUGGCAGGUGAUCGAAAGUAAAAAACAGAGCCACAAUGGCCAACCCUUGAAAUUUUCAAUUCAAGAUGUGCCGAAAGACAGAUACGACGAUGUCAUUUCCCACAUGUGUCAGAAUUUUGCUAGAGAUGAAACAAUUUGCAAAAGUUUUAAUGUAGUCAAUGAUCCAGUUGCCUUAGAGGAUUUUCGUCUACUUUGGCGUCUUGCUAUCAAGCAAGGUAUUACCGUGGGAGCUUUUAUCGAAGAUCCAAAAGGUGGGAAACCAGUGCUGGCAGGAGUUAACGUUCUCUACGUCAUUUCGGAAGGAGACAAACGGACGAUGAAGAAACUUUCUUUCAAGUCGAAGAUGAUGAAAGAUAUAUUAACGCUAUUUGAACGAAUGGAAGAAAACAGUAAAGUCGAAGAGAAAUAUGGCGUGAAAACGUUUAUGCAUGCAGUUGGCCUAAGUGUGGAUCCGACGUUUAGGGGAGAAAGUCUCGGAGAACAUAUCCUUCGGGUCAGAGAUAGCAUUGCUCGAGAAUUCGGCAUUCCCGCAACAGUGACCGUUUUCACAGGAGACGUUUCGUGGAAAUUAGCCGCUCGUGUAGGUUUCGAAAUUUUAACCGAAGAAAAGUUUUCCGACCAACGGGAUGAAGAUGGACAACCGGUUUUCCCUAAUUUAAAGGAGGGAUCUAUAAAGCUUAUGGGAAAAAGAUUUCUCUAACGAUUAUAAGAAACUCCAGUUAGGUUUAUACAUAUAUAUAUAUUCAAUCGAAUAAAUAUAAGAUACGGCAAUUUUGUAGAAAUGGUGAAAUUUAUUUAGAAAACACUAAGCAUAAACUCAUCGGUAAAUUUAACAUCUGUUGAAGGCGAGAAAAUGUACCUAUAUUUCAUAUCGUACGAGACGAUUUGGCGCAACGAUAUAUACUAUUUCUACACAAAGUUUCAAACAAUUAUGUAUAUUAAAUUAAGACAUUUUCAGAAAGGAUGUAGCCAGGUAGGCAUGCGAAAAGUGCUCCUAUACCAAAUUAAACUGUGUAUAAAUUAGUUAUUAGUAUGCAACCAAUCAACAAUUUUCGCCAACUUUCAACCCUGAAUCUAAUAGUAAAAAUUACGAAAAGAAUUAAGGCACUUACACACAGGGAUGCAUACUGAGAUUUUUUCGUAUUUUCCGAUUGCAUAUUUGAUUUGAAAAAAAAUUGUUUAAUUUUU